CUCCGCACCAUGAUGCUAUAAAGCAGGGGCUCACUCUGUUCUCUCUAUUACCCCAUUAUGGCCCACAACCACUCUCACGAAAACUGCGGCGACGAGUCGCAUGGCCACGACCACCAGCACGGCAUCCCCGAGGCACAGGGGCAUCGGGACAACCUCUUCACCUACAUUGACCACCCGAAUGUAGUUGCGCUCAAUGCGGCUGCCCCGGGAAAGGGCCCGGAGGUUGUAAAGCCCUGGAGUGAACGACUUGAUGAAGAGAAGUUCCUCGAGUCAGAUGCGGACGAUCAAUUGAUUUUGCGCGUACCGUUCACCGGCUCUGUCAAGCUUCGUGCAGUACUCAUCAAGGCAGGACCGAGUGAUCAGACGCCCGCAAAAGUUGCAUUGUUCAGCAACCUUGAGAACGCAGACUUCUCAGAUGUCGUCGAUCUUAAGCCCGUUCAGGAAUUCGACAUCCCGCAAGGUAGGGAAGUGGGAGAGUAUCAUGUCAUGCCUGCCAAGUUCCCCAACGUCACAUCCCUCACGCUCUUCUUUCCUGCGUCGCAAGGUGCUGAUACCACACGAGUGUACUACAUCGGAUUUCUUGGUCAAUUCAGCGAGCGCAAGAAUGUGCCGGUGGUUACUGUAUAUGAAUCGCAAGCUAAUUUAGCGGAUCACGAGAAGAUCCAGGGUGUGGACGGCAAUAUCAGUACUCCCCAACCGUAAAGGUGGGCUAUGACGUUCAGUCAGCCUAGUCAUAGCAUCGAUGUCUGAGGGGAGACGUCGCCCCAAUGUACAAUAUUGAGCUUGUAGCAUAGCUUUGUGUCAAUUAGCAGCGCCGAUAUGAUGAUUGACCUGUCCUCG
Molecule: messenger RNA, 840 nt
Organism: Postia placenta MAD-698-R-SB12
Lineage: Eukaryota; Fungi; Basidiomycota; Agaricomycetes; Polyporales; Adustoporiaceae
Exons: 6
Coding region: 58-702 (214 amino acids)
Cellular component (GO): nucleus
Source: RefSeq, a predicted model, not a curated record